AUGUUAGCAUCGACUACAACAACACAAGGAAUCACACAAUCGAGUGCAUUUUGGAACUUUGAUAACAAUGCUCUGGAAUCGUUCAAUAGUUACGACGGUGUUACAUCAGGAAGUCCAUCGUACACAACUAGCUUGUUAGGACAUGGUGCUGCAAUUAGUCUAACAUCAUCUUCAGCACAGUAUGUGUCUGUUUCAUCGAAACAAGUACUAUUCAAUUCUACUAGUUUUACAAUUGAAGCAUGGAUCUAUCCGAUUAGUUUAACAACAUCUGAUCAUGGAAUAUUCGGUCAAUGUCAAAACACAAUAACUAAUAUGUGUCUUCAUUUUGUUUCUCGAAAUUUACUAUUAUAUUGCGGUUUCUUUGGUAAUGAUGUAUCAGGAGUGACUACAUUAAUAAUGAACCAAUGGAGUCACGUUGCAUGUGUUUAUGACAUAACUACACAAACACAAGAAGUUUGGCUCAAUGGUGUACUCGAUGGAACACGUACAUCAUCUCCCUAUCAGAGUUCAUCAGGAAUGUUAACAAUUGGAAUGACGUACAUGCCAAUUCCUAAUAAUUACUAUUUUAAUGGUUAUUUGGAUCAAGCGCGAUACGAAUCGAGAGCAAAAAGUGCUACAGAACUAUUAUAUGUUGCGACAUUAUUUGUUCACUAUUCAUUUGACGGUGGUUCUCUUCUUGAUCAAGGUCCGAAUGGAAUCAAUGCAACUUCAUCAGGUUCCCCAGCAGCUGUCAUUGGCCGACUCAAUGAAGCACUUCAAUUUAGUUCAGGAGCUUAUGUUUAUGUGAAUUAUCCAUCUUUCUACUUUUUAGGCGUUGCAAAUUAUUCAUUCACAAUAGCACUAUGGGUUGCACCGACAGGAAGUUAUUCAAAUGCAACAAUUCUCUUCGUGAAUGCAACAAUAGGAUGGUGUGUUAAUUUUUUGACGAUGACUUCAAGUGGUAAUAUAAUUGCUAACUUAUGGAAUGGAGGUCCAGUCGCAACAAGAGGUCCUAUUCUUCCCUUGAACACGUGGAAUCAUAUUGGAUUUACAUAUAGCUUAACAAAUAGUGUUCGCUUGUACAUUAAUGGUACUAUAUAUUCAACAUCAGGUCCUAUUUUUUACGUAGCCUCUGGUUCUUUCACAACAGUUUGUCUAGCUGGAAACAAAAUCGUUCAUAAAUAUGUUAAUGUAUAA
Rotaria sp. Silwood2 is the source of this 1176-nucleotide messenger RNA. The record is from the annotation of a GenBank genome assembly. Lineage: Eukaryota; Metazoa; Rotifera; Eurotatoria; Philodinida; Philodinidae.